UCAAAACUUCUAUUUAUAAACCAAUUUAGAAAGCUAUUUUAAAAUUAUUAAAUGGAAGAAAAGCACGAUUAAAAUAUAGAAUUGAAUGAUAUAAUACAUACACUCAAAAAAUCUUUUGAAGAGAGAAAUGCAAUUGAGAUUGAAAAACUUUAAUAGUAGACCAAGGAUAUACCAUUUUUCAAGCAAUACAUUAGUUAAGGCGAUAAAGAUGUUCAUUAUAAAUGCUGUAAAUAUAUGAAGUAUGAGUAUGCAAAAAAAGAUGAAACUAUUUUUCUGAUUGAUACUAUUGGAACCAAAUUUUAUUUGAUCCUCAAGGGAAAAGUGGGUGUUUAUAUUAGACUUCCAAAAUAAGUAAAUAUCUAAAAUCAAGACUCUCCUGAUAAAAAAUAAGAAGAUGAUGAUUCUUUAACAUGCGUUAAAGUAUUAAAUUAAGGAGAGGCUUUUGGUGAAUUAGCUUUGUUAAAUAAUAAGCCUCGUUUAGCAAGUAUUAUUGCUCAUGAAAAUACAUAUCUUGCUGUCCUUGAUAAAAAGGAAUUUGGGAUAAUUCUUAAAGAAAAAGAAGAGUAAAAGCUACUUAAAGAAAUGGGCUUCUUUGCAAAGUUGCCAUUUUUCAAUGGAUGGAAUUUUAAUCUUGUAAAGUUACUAUACUUAAAUGCCUUUAGAGUUAAAUAUAAAAAAGGAGAUAUCGUAUUUCAAGAGGGGUAAGAACCAGUAGCAGUUUAUAUAAUCACAGAUGGUUAGUUUGAUUUAGAGAAAACCUUUGAUAAGGAAAAGAGGCUAGAUUUUUGGGAAAGCGAUAAUACUAAUCCGAUCAAAAAUAUGAGACUAGCCUCAAAAAAAGCUAAAAUGAACUUAAGGAUUGCCAGUUAUGUACCUCAUGAAUUAUUUGGUGAAGAAGAUAUUAUGAAUUAAAAUCAUAAAAGAACUUUUAGUGCUAUUUGUGAAAGUGCUACAGGAGAGUGUAUUAUGAUUAAAAAAAGAGAUUUUUUCAUAAGAAUUUUAAAAGAAGAAGGAGCUAAAUAAUAUCUUAAACAGAGGUUAUAAAAUAAAAACAAUAGAAUGAUGGAGAAAAUUUAGAAUAUUAGAAACUCUAUUUAUAGUUUUUAGAAUUUUUUAUACAAUGAUCAAAACGGUUUAAAGAAGCAGAAGGAAUAAAAUUAAGAGAUUUUCAAGAACGAAAAUUUCAGUUAAGAUGCAAUAAAAAAAUUUGUCAACAAUUAAGGGCAUGCAUCAAAUUUUUAAAUUGAUAAGGACUCACAUCCUAAAGAAUCUCCUUCCCCCACAGAAGUUGGAAGUCCAGAUUAUAUUACAAGUCCUUUAAAAUAGCCGUAUGCUAGAAGAUCUAUGACAUCAUUUAUGAAUUUAUUCACAAAUAAUUAAACUGAAUAAAAUCCUCCUAUAAUACCUAUUUUUGAGUAUAAAAGGUAGAGUUUAGCUGCCAAUACAGAGUAAUUUAGCCCUUUACUAAAGUAAAUAAAACAAUAAUAAGGUAAUGGAGAAAAUAAAAAUAUUUUGAGAUUAUUUUCAAAUCUCAACCAAAAUACUGAGACCUUAUCACCCCAAAAAAGUUAAAUCGAUACGCUAGAAAAAGACUAUGUUAGAUCGAAUAAAAAAAAUUUCACUUCUUAACCUAAUUCUAAUUAAGCUUCAUUAGUAUAUAUAAAGAAAUUUUCAGCUGUUUUUGAUGAGGAGAAAUUCAAUAAUUUUAAAUUAUCAUUAAAAAGGAAUAAAAGUUAAAAUAAUCAUUUUAACGGCUAAGAUCAAAGUAGUAAGCACUAAAAUACCAAUCCAUCAAAUGAUAUAAAUUCUUAUUCUUUGAUAGAUUUACCAGAUAUAAUUUAGUAAAAUAGUUAGUUAAUUGUAUAAAAUUAAGAUUGUGAUUAAAAAACCUCUGCAAACUCAUUCCCUGCUAUCACUUAAGCAAUAGUUGAAAGCAAAAAUCCAAACGAUAGCUCUUAUUCCUCUAACAAAGAUUCAAGUGGCCGCUAAUCAUGCUUAUCUCCUUCAUCUCCCUAGUUUAAAAAAUAUAUAUUUAACUCUCCUUAAAAGGAAACAAAUUUUAACUCGGAGAAUAAAAAGAAGGCAAAUUAAUUAAUGAGCCAUAAUAGCGAAUUGACAGUGCCAAAUAAAUUUUCUUCUAUGUCUAAUGUUUCGACUAAUAAAAAAUAGCAACAAUAAAAUUAAAAAAUUAAAAUAUUUGAAAAUUUGAAAUAAAAGAUAGUAUCAUAAAACUCGUUAUCUCACCUUAAUGCUUAUAGCGAUGAUAAUAGAUUAUCUAAAGAUGAAAGUAAAAUAUUAAUAGAAGAAAAUAAGUAACACAUUAACAGUAAAAAUGUUUCAAUAAUUCUUCCUAAAAUUAUAAUUAAUUCAGAAUAAAAUCAUUAAGAAAAAAACAUAAAUACUCCGAUAGCAAACAAAAUAAAGUCCUUAGUUUCAGAAGAAAUAUCUUAGUAUAAGUUAAUAACGCCAAAUCAUAAAAACUAAAUACAUUUUAAUUAAUCUUAAUAAACUAAUACAAUAACAGAUAGAUAGAGAAUUACUUAGUCUGUAGGUAGAAUAAAGUAAUCUUCUCUUUAUUUUAACUAAGUUUUCUAAGCUAAUACAGAAAAUCAGUUGAGCAAAAACAUCAGAUAAAAUUCUUCAUUAGACAGAUAGGUACAAAACCUAUAAUAUGCUAAAAAUCAAAAAUAACAAAACACAACCAAUCAAAUAGCAUAAAAUAAUAACACAAAUGGAUCUGUUGUGUCCCCUAAAAGAAACAUUAAGUAGAAAGGAUGGAACUAAAAUAAACCUAGCUCUGAAUAAAGUAAUUUGUACUAUAAGUAACAUAUAUAAGCAGGACAAAGAAUAGGAGAUCUAAUAGAAAAAAUGAUAAUGAAGCAAUAAGAAAAAUCAUAAAGGACACUUGAAAAUCUUCACAAUAAUUCAUAAAUAACUAAAUUUGAUGAAGUACAUAAAUAAAAUUUAUUCAACAAUAGUAUAUUAUAGAAAAGCUAUUUAAAAAGUAAUCCUUCAGUUACUAAACUCAUUUAAGCAGACAAAGAUGAUGUCUAGAAUUCAUUAUUUAAUUAACUAAAACAUCAUAUUAGCAUAGGAACUCAAUUUUCUUCUUUGAUAAAAUAAAUUGAUCAGAAUAAAGUGUAAAAAUUACCUCAAAACUCUCUACAAAAUAAAAUAGUAUAAAAUUUAUAAUAAAAUAAAAAUUGA
This is a messenger RNA of Tetrahymena thermophila SB210, 3207 nucleotides long. Its product is annotated as cyclic nucleotide-binding domain protein. Lineage: Eukaryota; Ciliophora; Oligohymenophorea; Hymenostomatida; Tetrahymenidae. The record is from RefSeq and is a predicted model, not a curated record. The transcript has 6 exons.